GUUUGUUUGCAUGGCGUAUUACUAUGUUGCACUCAACCCCAGGACUUCGACGGACGUGGUUGGUGACAUUGGAAGAGCAGUAUUCUGGAGUACCAGAGCCAUGCUAGGGCAGCAAUGGACCAGAUCACAUACCGCCAUGACACAGUGCUGUCAGAUGUACACAUGCUUCUUCCAAACGCACGCCAUCUUAUGACACGCCUCAACCGUGGGGGACAGCCAGUCUUCAUUUCUUGGUUCAAGAUCAUCUGGGAAGAUGGAGAGAAGCAGGAAGCGUGCAACCCUGCACCCCUUUCCAGCAGGGAAGAUCUUGAGAAGGACACACAGGAGAGAGAUGCCAGCGGCGGAGAUACAAAGGGGCCCGACGGAGGCGGGAAUGAGACAGAAGCCGAGGGAGGAGGAGCUGGGGAGCCGGUGCCGGUGCUGGAUGAUGAUGGAGACCUGGAGGUGGCCCGCAGGCCCAGAGAGAGUGUACCCAUGGAGGGAAGAGAGGGCAGAGUGUUCCCAAUCAUCCUCAGCCAAGCUUCAGCUGAGGAUGAAGAGGAGGAUGAGGAUGAAGAUCAGUGCCCCAGAGAUGUCAUCAGGAUAGAACACACCAUGGCCACGCCACUGGAAGAUGUUGGAAAACAGGUUUGGAGAGCGGCAUUCCUGUUGGCCGACUUCAUUCUGUCUGAGCCUGCCACCUUCCGGGAAACUACCGUUCUCGAGCUGGGGUCAGGGACCGGGCUGACAAGCGUUGUCAUGGCAAUAAUGGCUAAAACAGUUUACUGCACAGAUAUCGGGGAUGACCUGCUGAGCAUGUGUCAGAGGAAUAUGACAUUGAACCAACACCUUUUAGAGCCAACAGGUGGAGAUAUGAGAGUGAGGGAGCUGGACUGGCUCCGGCACGAUCUGUGCACAGAUGGCGACACCGAAUUCGGAUGGACAGAGGAGGAAGUAGCUGAUCUCUAUGACAAUACUACCUUCAUAAUUGCUGCCGAUGUGUGUUACGAUGAUGACCUGACCGAUGGGUUUUUCAAGACUGUUUACAGACUCUGUGAUAACUUCCACCAAGCCUGCACAGUCUACGUGGCUAUAGAGAAAAGGCUGAAUUUCACACUGAGGCACAUGGACGUGUCAUGCGAGGCCUACGACCACUUCCGUCACUGUCUGUCAGAGAUGCAGGAAAUGAUGGGUGGACGGACGAGUUUCAAAGUGCAGCAGGUUGCUCCCGCCUUUCCACAGCACCUGCAGUAUGAACGCAUAGAGCAGCUGGAAUUGUGGAAAGUUAUCGCCACACCCGUUCGGGCCAUCUCAACAGGUUCUGGAUCCUUCGUUCCUACUGAUUCAGAACUAGCUGGAAUUGGAUCCAACCCUCUUGGUACACUGUAGGGGGGGGGGGGGGUAAUUGAGAUGGGUUAUCGAGUCAUUAAAUCACAUAUCAUCCUCAGCAACCAUUUUGUUCCUGGUACAUAUUAUCAGUCUAAUGGCUUUUCAUUGAACCUGGUAAAAAAAGCCAAAGCCUUUUAUUUAUUUUUAUUACCCAUAAAGACAAUUAGACCUUUAUUCCUCCUUUCUCUGUCUAAGAGUACUUCAUGACAAACACCAUGGUUCAGAUUGUGUACAUGUAGGGGGAACUUUAUAUAAUUUUGAUUUUGCAGUGUUAAAUUAAUUAGUGUUGCCAGUCGAAUCUUGUAAAUAAGACUGUCGUUAUAAACCUGAGGCCUGUUCCAUAAAGCGAGUUUACUGAAUAAGCCAGACUUAUGUCAGUUAGUCGGACUCAUUUCUAGUUCAUUCGGUUCCAUAAAGCUAGCUCAACCUAGUUCGAACUCAGUUACUAUGGUAACUUAUGCUUCGAAACUAGCCUGGUCCGGGGCAGGCUAAUUGUCAGGCUUAGACCGUAUUGUUGCUUAAUCAGACGUUCCUGUAACACUGACCCAACGGGAAAACGAUGAUUUACCACGGACAUUCUCAUUUUCUUAUUCUCAUCAGUUCAAUAUGUAGGCUACACUCAGCGCUUGACAUUAACAUUUUUGCUCACCAGCCACUAGGUGGCUAGUGGUUUUCCAAAGUUAUUAGCCACUGAGCAAUUUCAUUAGCCAAAAAUGAGCUAUAUUAACCAAUGUUCUAGCCUCUCUGGAGUAAAUAUAAAAAAUGUUAGACAAGCUUUCUUUCAACUUACCUUCUCCAUCACGUGUGUUCGCGCGUCUAUGUUGCUUACCUAGUAACGAACGUAUGGUGGCUGAGACUGUUCCGUGUGUUCGCGCAUCUGUUGCCUAGUAACGAACGCACGGUGGCCGAGACAGUUUAACACGGGAAAGCGAUACGUGGUUGGCGUUGCCUUCUCAGCCUGAGAAAUACAAGGUGUGGCGUGUGAGUGUAUGAACUGGUUGAAAUGCGUGUGUCUCACGGUCAAUGCAUGAGGCUUGAGAGCCCUGUUUUAGAUGUGUUUUGAGAAGACUACAAUCAAAAAAAUAUAGAGAGAGAUAUAUAGAAUUCCACCCGCCAAAGUGGCUAGUAAGAGUGACUGCUUUACCCGCCACAGCCAAAUUCUACCCGCAUUUGGCGGGGUGGGCAGGUGCUGAUGUCAAGCCCUGGCUACAUUUAUAGAAAAUCAACUUAAAUAGCCUACAUAGGCUACACAACACUUAGCCUAAUGCAUUAAACAAUGAUGAACAAUGAUUUGAUACACACCAUAGCCACAGUAAACAUAUGGCUAUAUGGUAGUUUGUGAUUCCAAAUGUUUAGGCAUCAGGCAUAGGCCUAUAUCUAAAUCUAAAUUAUCCAAGUAUAAUUAUCAUAUCAAUAUAAUUGUUAACUGUAGCCUACAAUUGCAAAACGAACCUAAAUCCAUACAUCUAUCCUCCCUAUUUUCCCGACACAAAAACCAUAUUAAAAAGUUAGGCUACUGGAUAAUGUAUUCAUUAAUAGUAGGCUAUUUAUUUAAAACAAUGCAAAAAACGUCAAUUUAGAUGUGUUUAUAGGGUGUCUGUUUAUUAAUCAAUGAUGUCAAGGUCUAAAAAAGGACCUUGACCUACGUAGCCUAUCGUUCAGGUCAAUCAUGGCGUGUCAUUUUAAUUUGAUGAAGCGGUGGAUGAGGGAGCUGUCAUAGUACCCGGCUUAAAGGGAACGUUCUUUCUGGAAGAAGUCACGUUAAGAAUACUUAAGAAUAGGGUGCACACGCAAUUAGCUUGACAUUUUACGUGCGGGUGGGCAGGGAUACUUAUGUCUAAUAAGCAAAUGACUACAUAGACAAUACUUAAAUUUAGCAAAAUUGCAGAUAGGAUAGGCUAACUAUGUACAAAAGAAAUGUAGUUGUAAUUGUGUCAUUAUUAUUAUUAGCAUAAUAACAUUAUGCUAUAGGCCUAGGCCUUAAUUGUCCACGUAGUUUGCUGCUAAAACGCAAAUCGUUAGACUACAAGACAAUAUGGACGACGAGCUUGUUAGAUAAAGUGUUUUACGAUGAAGGCAGGAAUCUGUUUGUCUAUCAGCAACGUGCACGUUGAUGGUCUUAAUGGUGAUAAAUAAAUGCGUUUGCUUCCUCGUCAAUGGCAAACGCAUUUAUUUUCAUGUCGAUUUUCGAUGCCCAGUCUAUAGACUGGGCAUCGAGAAGGCAACACGGGGCAAAGAGAUCAAGGGUAAGCUGUCGAGGAGACCGUCGAGAGGGUCGAAAGUGUGGGUUAACUUUAAUCCAUCAUCACCGCACAGUGCGGGUAACGUAGCGAGCCACCCACAUAGGCUACGAACUCGUUAUGCUAGCCAGCUCACUUUAGCCAACUGACAAGGUUAUAUUUGGCAGAGUUCAUUAUCUUUUCAAGGGAAAUGUAGCCUCUAGAGAACGCACAUUGUCUUUUUAAAUAGGAACCGGUGUCACAGUCUAAAAUACUCACGGGCACUGCAUGAAUAUAUCCCAAACUAAGGACUUUAAAAUCGGCAACACAUUGGCAAAGAAAAAGGCUACACAACGGACCAAUAGGGUCCAACUCAUAGACCUAUAUAACUAGGCCAAGCUACGGAGGUUUUUAAAGAUGGCGUCCGCGAAACGGACUGCGCCAUCUUUCCAUUUGCGGCUUGUCUGGUCUUGCGCAGAACAGUUGCUCCCCAUGCUCCUAGCUAAUGCACGAUUGAUGGACACGUCAUACUUUGCGACAACCAGUCGCGAGCGUGUGAGCUAAGGGAUUGCAGUAGUCAGAAAACUUGCAGAAUAGGGUAGCCUGCAAGUCUGAUCAAGAAGCAGCAUCAUGAGAACUUUACGAAAAUCAAUGAUAUAAGUACUGUAUAGUUUUCCUUUCACUUAACUAAAAAAAAUGCUGGGUUAUUUUUUCUACCCAAAUGCUGGGUUGAGCCUGUUGGGUCAUUUUGUUGGGUUAUUUACAUGGUGUUGGGUAGUUUUUGUGCAGCCCAGCCGCUGGGUUAGUGGCUGGGUCAUUGCUCAGUUUUAACAAUGCAGAUUGUCCCCUCCUCUCUUCCACCACCACGUCACCUGGUACCUUACCCAGCGGCUGGCACACUUCAACCCAACUGCUGGUUUAUCUGCGCCAUAUAAACAUGGACUAACUGUCAACAGUCUUUUCAACUCCAGGACACAUUUUGUUCAUUUAUUAACCCUCGUGCUGCCUUCGGGUCACAUGACCCAAAGGUUCAUAACGAACCAUCGUUGUGUUUACCCAAUUUUACCCAAUACAAAAACAAAUUAAAAUAAUUUUCUUUUAACCUUUGCAAUGUGGGGGGUCUGAGACAGCCUAGGUGUUAAAAGAAAAUGCUUCACUUUGUCUUUGUAUGCGGUAAAUUUGUCGCAAUACGACGGUGGGUCACAAUGACUGAUGGGUCAGAAUGACCCGAAGAUAACACAAGGGUUAAAAGGUUUCUAUCCAACCAAGUUAGGAAUUAGCGACAGCAGAAAUAGCGUAACUUCUUGCAGCAACUGUGAAUGGUGAGAUUAUCCUAGGUUGAGGCUAGCUUUUAGCUGUCAACUCACUUUGGCCUGUAUGUCAAUUUAGUUGCUAGGCAGCUAGCCACAUUUCUACAGUAAAAUCCCACGUUUGUGUAAGAAAUAAAUGUACUGCUGAAAAC
Molecule: messenger RNA, 5049 nt
Organism: Osmerus eperlanus (European smelt)
Lineage: Eukaryota; Metazoa; Chordata; Actinopteri; Osmeriformes; Osmeridae
Gene: mettl22
Product: methyltransferase 22, Kin17 lysine
Exons: 12
Coding region: 115-1368 (417 amino acids)
Biological process (GO): protein methylation
Cellular component (GO): nucleus
Molecular function (GO): protein methyltransferase activity
Source: RefSeq, a predicted model, not a curated record